GGAAUUGUUCUAUCGAUGGGUAAUCAUACGGCAAAUUUGGCGAUACAAAUGGCCGGUUCAGCUUGUUUAUAUCAUUUAUGCAAAUUGAAGCGUUCAAGAACGUUGACAGCAAUGGAAACGCGACGAUGUGUUGAUAGGUGUUUAGAUGCGGCUGAGAAACAUGCAAAAAUAUUACAAUUACAAAAGAACGUGUGGCUAACAAUCUGCAACGAUCAUCUGUUGCAAACACAAAAUAUUGAUAUGUAUCGAACUUGCGCAGUUGCUCUGGAAGCGAUGGUCAAUACCAGGGAUCCAUCAGUGUCGAGAAUGACGAUCGCUAUUGUCUCAAUCUUGGCACCAAAGAUUCCGACCACUCAGAGUCAUGCGCUAGCAACGAAUCAUCGUUAUGUGCGUUAUCUGAUCGAUGUGAUUCGUGAGAAUAUUCCUGCAUCGGAUGCGCCGAAUGAUAAUUUCAAUGAUUUUACGAUCAAAUUCACUCUAUCCGCAUUAUGGAACUUAACA
This is a messenger RNA of Anisakis simplex (herring worm), 501 nucleotides long. NCBI's taxonomy places the organism in Eukaryota, Metazoa, Nematoda, Chromadorea, Rhabditida, Anisakidae. The record is from the annotation of a GenBank genome assembly.